Messenger RNA from Entamoeba dispar SAW760, 663 nucleotides. RefSeq lists its product as uncharacterized. The transcript is spliced from 3 exons. Gene Ontology annotation, molecular function: nucleic acid binding. NCBI's taxonomy places the organism in Eukaryota, Evosea, Mastigamoebida, Endamoebidae. The record is from RefSeq and is a predicted model, not a curated record. Bases 1 to 663 code for a protein of 220 amino acids.
AUGAAUGAAACAUCAAAACAGCGUCAAUGGAUUAACAGUAACACAACAAAUAUACAAGGGUGGAGUGUAGAAGUAAUUGCAGUUCAUACAGGUUCAGAAAAAAGAGUUACUGGUAUUUUUGAAGGUCAUGAAGAACAAAUACUUCAUUUAAAAUUUGACAUUGGAUUAUUACUAAGACUAAUUUUAUGUUUAUCUAGAUCACUUAAUUAUGACGGAGAUAAAAGAAUAAGUAUUAUUAUUAAAUGUCUCAAUAAAAUAAUUAGAGAAAAAAAUGAAAUUGAUAGCGUUGCAUUGCAAGUAUUUAAUUCAGUAAAAUUAGAAAUAAAACAAAAUAUUAAAAAGUCUCAACUUCAAAAUACUGAAACAACUUUACAAUUAUUAAACUCUCUUGAAGAAUUAAUAACCUCAAUGCAUAUAAAAGAAAUACCAAAACAUAUUGAUGGUUUUUGGGUUGAAGUUGAUCACAUUCCAGUUAAUGCACGAAUAGAUAUUGUAAUUGGACUAUUUAAAAAAAUUGGAAUGAUAAUGAAUGAUGUCAAAAUAAUUAAUGGAAAAUGUAGAAUUCAAUAUAAAAGUCUUAAUGAUGCAUUAAACGCAUGUAAAUUAGAUAACAGACCAAUUAAAAAUACAACAUCUAUUUUAUCUGUACGUCUUUUACAAUAA